AUGGCGUGGAGGGCCCUGGCAGCGUUGUCCCUGCUGCUGUGUUUCAGCUCAUCUUGCUGUGACGAUACUCAAGAUUAUUUCUUGUCUGAAACAGUCAUCAACAAUGUCGUUCUGGACCCUCAAACUGGACGAAUUUAUGUGGGUGCCGUUAAUAACAUCUAUCAGCUCAACUAUAAACUACAGCUGGAGAGCAGUGCUGUAACAGGCCCUAAGAAGGACAACCCACACUGCACUCCACCCAUCACUGCACAGUGCACUGAUGCAAAGGAUAUGGACAACAUCAACAAACUCCUGCUGGUUAACUCCGCCAACGGCAACUUGGUUGUUUGUGGAAGCCUUUUCAGGGGCAUCUGCUCUUUGUUAAACCUCAACAGCGUGGACAAACAGGUGUACUACAGUGACACUAAAAAGGAGAAGACAUACGUAGCCAGCACAGAGGAGUCUGUUACCGUUGUGGGAGUAAUUUCUUAUUUUAUAGAUGAUGAUACUAAUGCAAACCUCAGUGUAUUUCUUGUAGGGAAGGGCUAUGGUAGCUCAGACAGUGCGAAACUCAUUAGCACCCGAUUGCUGCAGGAGUAUGGAGAAAUGGAUGUCUUUGAGAACAUGGUUGAUGCUUCCACUGUGCAAGCUAGUCCUUUUGUCCAGCGUUACCUCCACGACUUUCGUCAUGCUUUCAGAGACAAUGGCUACAUCUACUUUUUGUUUUCACGCACUCUAGGCACCAGCGAUAGUAGGAAGAUCACAUUUAUAGCACGUCUGUGUGAGAAUGACCAUCAUUACUAUUCUUACACCGAGCUCCAGCUCAACUGCUCCGUCAAAACUGAACAACAGGAGAACACAUACAACAAGGUCCAAGCAGCAUAUCUGGCCAGACCAGGAGAAGUUUUGGCUAGGGAGAUCAUCCCUUCGAAUCUCAAUGAUAAAGUUCUGUUUGCUGUGUUCAGCGCGGAUGAGGAUGGUGGCAAUUCUGCCUUGUGCAUGUAUCCGCUCAGCAGCAUUAAUGCCAGGCUUAAGGAGGUGAUUGAGUCCUGCUACAUAGGAGAAGUUCUGGAGGACGAGAAACCAAAGACUGUUUAUUCACCCUACAUCUCCAAGCCUGAGGCCAUCUGCAAGACCAAAAGAGACAAGGAAAUGGUGAAGGGAUAUAAGUGUGGUGCAGAGUUCCUUCCAUCUCCACUAGCCAGUAAACCUGAGUACGCUCUGGCUGUCAAACCCAUCUACACCCGAAAUGACAUGCUGACAGCUGUAGCUGUGGCAGUGGAGAAUGAGCACACUGUGGCAUUUUUGGGAACCAGUGGAGCAGAUGUCUUAAAGGUAUCAUCAUGGUACAGGCCUCAUGUUGAGUAA
This is a messenger RNA of Carassius auratus (goldfish), 1347 nucleotides long. Its product is annotated as plexin-B2-like. Bases 1 to 1347 code for a protein of 448 amino acids. Gene Ontology annotation, cellular component: plasma membrane; semaphorin receptor complex. Gene Ontology annotation, molecular function: semaphorin receptor activity; protein binding. Lineage: Eukaryota; Metazoa; Chordata; Actinopteri; Cypriniformes; Cyprinidae. Gene Ontology annotation, biological process: semaphorin-plexin signaling pathway; negative regulation of cell adhesion; regulation of cell shape. The transcript has 3 exons. The record is from RefSeq and is a predicted model, not a curated record.